AUGUCUGCCAGCCAAGACUCCAUUCCCGCCAACGGUGGCAGCAUCGAGGAGAACCUCGAUAACCUCAACAUCAAUGACAGUGAGACUCGCCUCGGUCCCGAUGGCGAGCCCGCUCCCAGAACCGACGAAGAAUACUCCCAGACCACCCUUACCCUGAGAGCCAUCGUGUCUUCCAAGGAAGCUGGUGUGAUCAUUGGCAAGGGCGGCCAGAACGUUGCCAACCUCCGUGACGAAACUGGCGUCAAGGCCGGUGUUAGCAAGGUUGUCCAGGGUGUCCACGACCGUGUCCUGACCAUUACCGGUGGCUGCGAUGCUGUCUCCAAGGCGUACGCUGCUGUCGCUCGCUCCCUUCUCGAAGGCGCCCCGUCUGUUGGCAUGGGUGGCGUCAUCUCUGCCAACGGUACUCACCCCCUCAAGUUGCUCAUCUCCCAUAACCAGAUGGGCACAGUCAUCGGCCGUCAAGGUCUCAAGAUCAAGCACAUCCAGGAUGUCUCGGGCGUUCGCAUGGUUGCGCAGAAGGAGAUGCUGCCGCAAUCAACCGAACGCGUAGUUGAGGUGCAGGGUACCCCCGAGGGCAUUGAGCGCGCUGUCUGGGAGAUUUGCAAGUGCCUGGUUGACGACUGGCAGCGGGGCACCGGCACCGUUUUGUACAACCCUGUUGUCCGCGGCCCUGGCGCACCUGUGAGCGGCGGCGAACGCAACUAUCCCCAGGAAAGGUCCUACGGUAGCUCUCGUGUCACACGGACUGGCAAUGGUGCCGAUUUCAGCAGCAACAGUGGUGGACGCGCCUACAACCGCCGCUCUGAUUCCGAUGCCGCCUCUCGUGGCCCCCCUACCCAUGAUGAGAAUGGCGAGGAGAUCCAGACACAAAACAUCAGCAUCCCCGCUGAUAUGGUUGGCUGCAUCAUUGGACGCGCUGGCUCCAAGAUUAGCGAGAUCCGCAAGCAGUCUGGUGCGCGCAUCUCGAUUGCCAAGGGUCCCCAUGACGAAUCCGGCGAGCGCAUGUUUACCAUCAUGGGCUCUGCCAAAGCCAACGAGACUGCUCUCUACCUCCUUUACGAGAACCUGGAGGCCGAGAAGACCCGCCGCUCUCAGCAGGCUCUUGAGCCUUCCGAGUAG
Sordaria macrospora k-hell is the source of this 1119-nucleotide messenger RNA. NCBI's taxonomy places the organism in Eukaryota, Fungi, Ascomycota, Sordariomycetes, Sordariales, Sordariaceae. The record is from RefSeq and is a predicted model, not a curated record.